Molecule: messenger RNA, 1373 nt
Organism: Anguilla rostrata (American eel)
Lineage: Eukaryota; Metazoa; Chordata; Actinopteri; Anguilliformes; Anguillidae
Gene: psmd6
Product: proteasome 26S subunit, non-ATPase 6
Exons: 8
Coding region: 88-1257 (389 amino acids)
Biological process (GO): proteasome-mediated ubiquitin-dependent protein catabolic process
Cellular component (GO): proteasome regulatory particle
Molecular function (GO): protein binding
Source: RefSeq, a predicted model, not a curated record
UUGCGGUCGUUGGUGUGAAUACGUCAGGGGCCCUUGUGUUUCCGCAGUUCAUACAGCAUUAGCUGCAAAACAAGAAGGAUCGUGAAAAUGCCGCUGGAAAAUCUGGAAGAAGAGGGUUUGCCCAAAAACCCAGACCUGAGGAUAGCACAACUGAAGUUUUUGCUCACUUUAGAUGAACACCGACAAGAUGCCAAAGUUAAAACGGAACUCAUGGAAGCAAUCAAAGAAAACAAUAUGGCACCGUACUACGAGGCCCUCUGCAAAGAGCUGAAAUGGCAGGUGGACACGGAUCUGCUGAGCAAAAUGAAGAAGGCGAACGAGGAGGUGCAGAAACGCUUGGAUGAUGUUUUGGAGGACGCUGAAAAGAACCUCGGGGAGAGUGAAAUUCGAGAUGCUAUGAUGGCCAAAGCCGAAUAUCUCAUCCGUAUCGGCAAUAAGGAAGGAGCCCUAACUGCUUUCAGAAAAACCUAUGACAAGACUGUUGCCCUGGGACAUCGACUAGAUAUAGUGUUCUAUCUGCUUAGGAUCGGGUUAUUUUAUAUGGAUAGUGACCUUAUAACCCGGAACACUGAAAAGGCAAAAAGCCUCAUUGAAGAAGGUGGUGACUGGGAUCGAAGGAAUCGUCUGAAGGUGUACCAGGGUCUGUACUGUGUGGCCAUCAGAGACUUCAGACAGGCAGCUGAGCUCUUCUUGGAUACAGUGUCCACCUUCACCUCCUACGAGCUCAUGGACUACAAAACGUUUGUCACGUACACCGUGUACGUCAGCAUGAUCGCCCUGAAGCGGCCUGACCUCAGGGAAAAGGUGAUCAAAGGGGCGGAGAUCCUGGAGGUGCUGCACAGCCUGCCGGCCGUGCGCCAGUACCUGUUCUCACUGUACGAGUGCCGCUACUCUGUGUUCUUCCAGUCCCUGGCCGCUGUAGAACAGGAGAUGAAGAAGGACUGGCUUUUCGCUCCUCACUACCGCUACUACGUGCGAGAGAUGCGCAUCCUGGCCUACAGCCAGCUGCUGGAGUCCUACCGCUCACUGACCCUGGGCUACAUGGCAGAAGCCUUCGGCGUCAGCACAGAGUUCAUUGACCAGGAACUCUCGCGCUUCAUUGCAGCCGGGCGACUGCACUGCAAGAUUGAUAAAGUGAACGAGAUCGUGGAAACAAACAGGCCUGACAGCAAGAAUUGGCAGUACCAGGAAACUAUAAAGAAAGGAGAUCUGCUCCUGAACAGGGUCCAGAAACUGUCCAGGGUCAUCAACAUGUGAUCAAAACCUCUUCGUCCUUUGAGAUGCGAACGAGUGAAAUGUUAUGUUAGUUUGUCUGAACAUGUACUCUCCCAAUUAAGCAUUUAUAUGUAUAUAAUAAAUGUUCAUUUCACAAA